AUGGAGUUUGACGAAGACAUGUCGGGGCUGCAGAUCGAAGACCUGGGCGAGUACUUUUUGCAAACCGACGCGGGCGACAAUUGGAAGGGCUUUUCUCUCGGAUACACGGAUGACGCCUCGCAGUCACGAGUGGAACGAUCGAGCGCGACGUUGAUGUAUGGUUCGGAUCGUUUGGCUGCAGCGCUUGCGCCAACUGCUGGAGAUACUUCCAUGCAGUAUAUGGCGUCACCGGCACUGUCGAAUUUCUCCGACGCGCUGAAAUACGGCGAUAGAAUUGGCGUCGGGUUGGGCUUUGGCGCGCCCACGAAAGAGUUGGCGACGUCGUUCCGGACAGGAUGGACUCCUGAAAGUGCCAAAGCUGAUGUGGCCAUGAUGUGUCCGACAGCGAGGGAGGAGAUGGAACUCGCCAAUUUUAGUCUAGAUCACGACGAGACACCGACGGCGUGCGGCGUGUCCGAUACAAUGGCACCACAUGCAGUGGCACCACGUGGCGAACACGUCAAGUCUGCGGCUUUCAGUUUACAGCAAAGUGCGCGGUAUCAAAACGUCUUGAUCAGCGACGAUGAUGAUGAUGAUGCGAAAGGUUGUAGAAGGGCCGUCACACCUACGCGCGUGUGCUCGACUAUUGGCAGCGCAUCAAGUAUCGGUGCAUCUUCACCAACGCCAGAUGAUGAUCGAGGUACUCGAAAAAAGUCACGUGAGAAGAUGCGCCGUCAAGAAGUGAACGUCAAAUUUGAAAAGCUUGUAGACCUGCUCGGACUAUCCAACCGCGUUCGAAAGAGUGCUAUUUUGCAGGAAGCUGUAUCGACGAUUACGUCACUGAAACGAGAGCGGGAUGAGUUGCGCCGUGACCGUGAUCGUCUACAGCAAGAAGUCAGCAAGUUGGCUACGUUCCUGCAGUACUCACAACUGGGAUCGGUGGCUGCCGCCAUGGCGCAGCAGUCGAACCAGCAACUUUCUCGCAUGACCCCGUCGGUAGAGCAGCUUGAUCCGCAGCAACAGCAGCAACAACGAGCAGAAGCUGUGUCAAGCGGAGUGCAGGCGGCGCGCACGCACACGCCCAGCGUUUCGUGUUAUCCUGGCGCAACUUGCUUCCCUCUCAGCUCGGCGUUCCCGAAUAUCGUAUCGCAGCUGGGACCACGUUCAUCCUCAGCGUCACCAGUGCCCGGUCAAGUUGCUAUCGCUCCGAAGUGUUCAAAGCGGACACGUUCCGUUUCAGCAUACCCCACAAUCGCCCCCGACGUAAAUAUGAAGUAA
This is a messenger RNA of Hyaloperonospora brassicae, 1257 nucleotides long. The record is from the annotation of a GenBank genome assembly. NCBI's taxonomy places the organism in Eukaryota, Oomycota, Peronosporomycetes, Peronosporales, Peronosporaceae.